Messenger RNA from Rana temporaria (common frog), 1299 nucleotides. It is a transcript of the gene ACY3, whose product is annotated as aminoacylase 3. Gene Ontology annotation, molecular function: hydrolase activity, acting on ester bonds; aminoacylase activity. Lineage: Eukaryota; Metazoa; Chordata; Amphibia; Anura; Ranidae. Bases 21 to 869 code for a protein of 282 amino acids. The record is from RefSeq and is a predicted model, not a curated record. The transcript is spliced from 6 exons.
UUUGCAUUGCAUUUUCCAGCAUGCCAGGCACCGUCUUUGUGGAUCCCCUCCUUCGUGUAGCUGUGGCAGGUGGCACUCAUGGCAAUGAGAUGUCAGGUGUCUUCCUGGUAAAACACUGGCUCAAGGAUUCUUCACAGCUAGAAAGGGACACGUUCAAUGCCGUACCUCUUCUGUCGAAUCCAAAGGCAUCGGAGAAAGGAGUGCGCUAUUUUGAAAAAGACUUGAAUCGAUGCUUCACUUUGGAAAUCUUAUCUUCCCCAGACUCACCUGAUGAACCAUAUGAAGUUAUGAGAGCGAAGGAAAUCAACAGGAUGUUUGGCCCUAGAGGAAGUGCAAAUGCAUAUGACAUGGUACUGGAUCUACAUAACACCACCUCUAACAUGGGAGUUUGCCUGAUUGUCAGUGGAGUCCAAAAUGCCAUAGAGAUGCAUACCUGCCAUUAUAUACAGACUCGUCUUCCACAUUGUAAUCCAAGAAUAUACGUGUAUGCAAAGCCUGGGGGAGACCGCUAUAGCGUGGACUCUGUUGCCACAUGUGGUCUUGGGUUUGAGUUAGGUCCUCAACCGCAGGGGGUCAUCCGUGCUGAUAUACUGCAGAAGAUGAAGACACUUGUUGAAGUCACUUUGGACUUUAUUAAUCACCUCAACAAAGGAAUGGAAUUUCCCGCUUUUGAAACAGAUACAUACCAGUGUGCUGGUCAGGUAGAUUUUCCCCGAUCAUCAGAUGGGGAAAUAUCAGCAGUCGUACAUCCUUCCCUACAGGAUAAAGAUUUUUCACUGCUACACCCUGGGGACCUGCUCUUUCUGAGUCUAGAUGGACAAUCAAUACAUUACAGUGGAGAGAAGCCCCUUUACCCAGUCCUUUAUUAACGAAGCUGCUUAUUAUGAGAAGAAGAUUGCGCUUAUACUGGCUGAGAAGGUCCGGGUGUCUGUUCCUGCCCUGAGAAGACGAACACACUAAAUACCAAAGCAACAUGUCAGCUUGUUAAAGGGGUAUUUUACUUUGAAGCAAAUUCCUGGCAAGAAAUUUUUCAGUUUUGGUUGAAAUGUUUUGAGGGUUUUGGUGUCUCACUUGAGAGAUUUUUCCUUCACCUUUUGCCCUGGAGACAAAACAGGAAAUGGGAGGAAAAUCCCUUUUAGACAGUUGUCAUUGAAACAGUUAUCCUGGAUUCCAAGAUUCCCCCUCACUUCCUGUUGGCAGCUAUAACAUUUUAGAUUUAAUAUUUGAAUUGUAUACUUGCUGUCACUAGGCCAAAUAGAGAGGAUAAAACUCACCAGCAGGGGUACAGCAAAAAAAAAA